Molecule: messenger RNA, 2454 nt
Organism: Fonsecaea multimorphosa CBS 102226
Lineage: Eukaryota; Fungi; Ascomycota; Eurotiomycetes; Chaetothyriales; Herpotrichiellaceae
Exons: 2
Coding region: 1-2454 (817 amino acids)
Biological process (GO): protein ubiquitination; ubiquitin-dependent protein catabolic process
Cellular component (GO): Cul3-RING ubiquitin ligase complex
Molecular function (GO): ubiquitin protein ligase binding
Source: RefSeq, a predicted model, not a curated record
AUGCCCCGCUGCCAGGGUCUGACGAAGGACGACGUCGACUUCGAUUCAACAUGGAACACUUUAUCCACCGCUUUUCAAGAGAUCUUCGCCAAGAACGCAUCCAAACUCUCCUUCGAAGAACUCUUCCGCAAUGCAUACAAGCUGGUCUUGAAGAAAAAGCAGGACAUGCUGUACGACAGGGUCGUACAACUGAUAGAGACGUGGCUGCGGGAAAAUGUGCGGAUGAAGAUACACAACCUCAUAACACCUGCUCUCUUGGCUGAUCGCUUGGAUCAAAAUGUUACCAUUGUGUCCGAGGAAGGUAGAGUCGCUGGUGAGAGGUUUAUUAGGGCUCUGAACGACGCCUUUGCCGACCAUCAACUCUGUACCGGGAUGAUUACCGACGUUCUUAUGUACAUGCCCAAGCAGGACCGCAUGUUUUCUCAAGAACAGAAGAGACCGUCGACUUUUGCCGCUUCGAUGGCGCUGUUUCGAACCCAGGUCCUCAACACUCCCUUGGAUGGUGAUCCGAAAACCUCUGUUCUCUCCCUGUUGGAAACUGUUCUUCUCGACAUGAUCAGGUCGGAACGAAAAGGUGAAAUCAUUGACCGACCGCUGGUUCGUGCUUGUUGCUACAUGCUAGAGGGGCUCUACGAAACAUUCGCCGAGGAAGAAUCCAGCAAACUCUACCUCACGUCAUUUGAGCCCAAGUUUCUCCAAACGAGUCGAGAAUUCUACACGAGCGAAGGCCAAACAUUGUUGGUUGAGGCUGACGCAAGUACAUUUUGCACCCACGCAAGAAAAAGGUUGGCAGAAGAACAAGAGCGCUGCCAGCAGACCAUCUCCCCAAUUACAGAACAGAAAAUCAAAGCUGUGGUGGAGAAGGAGCUUAUAUCUGCUCAUAUCCGCGAUGUCAUCAACAUGGAGGGUACCGGGGUGCAGAGUAUGCUGGACAGUGACAAGGUCCAAGAUCUUACCAAUGUCUUUGAGCUCAUCAGCAGAGUGGACCCGCGGAAAACCGCGCUGAAGGAUGUGGUCAAGAAGCGUGUGAUAGAACUCGGGAUGGAUAUCAACAAGGCUGCGAAUGUGAUCGGUGAUGCCGCGCCUGCACCGAAAGCCGCUCAGAAAGCUGUUGCCGACAGUAGAGGCAUUCAGCAGGAGAAGGCGCUGAGCCAACAGACCCAGGCCGCCAUCGUGUGGGUGGAGCAGAUUCUAGCCUUGAAGGCCAAGUUCGACGCUCUCUGGAUUCAAGCGUUCCAGAGAGAUACAGUACUAGAGAAAGCUCUGGAGAAUUCAUUCCAGGAUUUCAUCAAUAUCAACGAGCGCAGCGCCGAGCAUCUGUCUCUCUUUCUUGAUGAAUAUCUGAAACGGGGCGGUAAGGACAAGAGCGAUGCUGAAGUCGACACAAUACUUGACAACGGCAUCUUGCUUCUCCAAUACCUGGCGAACAAAGACACGUUCGAGACAUACUACAAGAGACACAUGGCCAAGCGCCUUCUGAUGAAGAAAUCGGUCAGCCGGGAAAUGGAGCGCCAGAUGCUCUCAAAGAUGAAGAUGAAGAUCGGAAACCAGUUCACCCAAAAGCUCGAGGGCCUUAUCAGGGACACCGAGACUUCGGACGAUCUCAACAUGAAAUACAAGGAAUACGUCAAUCAACUUGGCGACCCCGAUCCCAAACGCGUUGAGCUGGACUGCAGGGUCUUAACCACCACUAUCUGGCCAUUUGAAACGCUCAACAAGCCUGACGAUAAUGCUUCCAGGACCGAUUGCAAGUUCCCAGCUCCAGUCGAACAGGUACGGCAAAGAUUCCAGAAGUUCUACCUUGAUAAGCAUACAGGUAGAAAGUUGACAUGGAUGCCCGGUCUUGGUGACGCUGAUAUGAGAGCUACAUUCACGACUGGUGGCAAGACGCGACGAUACGAACUCAACGUUUCGACCUACGCGAUGGUUAUUCUCAUGCUCUUCAACGAUCUUCCACUCGGGGAAUCUCUUACCUUUGAGCAGAUUGCGGCCGAGACCAAUAUUCCAAAGCCUGAUCUCAUCCGCAACUUGCAGUCUCUGUCGUUGGUUAACAAAUGGAGAGUUCUCCGGAAAGAGCCUGUGACGAAAGACGUCAAGUCAUCAGACAAAUUCUUCUUCAAUGAAGACUUCACUAGCCAGUUUCUCAAGAUCAAAGUGAGCGUGGUCGCAGGCGGCGGCGGCAAUCGGGUCGAGAACCACGAGGAGCGGCGUGCGACUCAAAAGCGAACAGAAGAAGAGCGUGGAAUCGUCAUCGAGGCCGCGAUCGUCCGUAUCAUGAAGUCACGCAAGAGUUUGUCGCAUUCGCAGCUCAUGACGGAGACUCUCGCCCAGAUUUCAUCACGUUUCCAACCGGAUGUGAAUAUGAUCAAGAAGAAGAUCGAAUCACUGAUAGAGAAGGAAUACUUAGAGAGGGGCCCCGAUCCAGCAAAACCUUCGUACAACUACUUGGCGUGA